GCCUUUUUACACCUUCGAGAAGGUUUAAUAGAUUAGUUGAUCUAAUAGAAAUUAACAAGCGCUAAUUUAUACCUUGCACAAAUUAUUAUGUAUUCCUUUUCUGGAGCAGGUAAACCAUUCUCAUUUGGGACUGUCAAUCACCAACUUACUCAGACCACUACCGAUUGUGUUAGCAAAGUUCGAUUCUCGCCAGUUGGUUUUCCAGCAUUUCUUCUUGGCGUUACAUCAUGGGACUGCAGCUGCUCUGUUUGGCAAGUGCAAUCAAACCAAAAUGAAAUACAGGCGGUUCCAUCAUUUACGACGACUCAUGAUGCUCCUAUCCUUGAUCUUAGCUUCUCAUACGAUGGGAAAGCAUUUUUUGGUGGAUGUAGCAAGACGGCAACAAUGUGGAAUUUAUCUACAAACCAAAAAUCAACUGUUGCUUCUCAUGACCUGCCUAUAAGCUGCCUAGCUUACAUCAAUCACCCACAGGUUAAUGACCUUCUUAUAACUGGUAGUUGGGAUGGAAAGCUGCGUUGCUGGGAUCUUCGACAGCCGAAUUUUAUUAUGGAGGAAAACUUGGGUGAACCAAUUUUUGCUUUGGAUGUGCAACGGUCAAAGCCAAUGAUGGCUGUAGCGACCGGACGAAUGGUUCACAUUUUUCAUACCGAUUCCAUGCGCAAGGAGGAUACGCUAAAGCCACCAGAUGUAGUGAAAUUUAACAUUCGAUGUGUUUCCUGUUCUUCUGACUUUGAGGGAGUGGCUGCCGGUACCUCUGAAGGUCGUUUGUCUUUUUUGAGAAUGGAUAAAAAACCUGGUUGUACUUUUAAAGCACAUAUACAGGGAGCUGACGUAACGCAGUAUGUAAUGUACCAGACCAACUUCUGUGUUCAUCAUCCCUCAUCUCCAUUAGUUAUAUCGGGUGGUGGUGAUGGGGUUUUGGCCGCCGUAAACAGGUCUACAAAAAAACUACUGAGAAGUAUGCAACCUGAACUCAAAAUUGAAAACGACCCAGUUCCGAUAUCUGCUGGUGAUAUAAGCCCUGAUGGAUCUCUCAUCGCGUAUGCACACAGCUAUGAUUGGGCGAUGGGACGAAGUGGAUAUAGAAACCAGCCAACAUCAGUCCAUAUUCGAAAGAUUGAAGGCGAUGUUAAGUGAAGUUGAUAGAUCGUAUUCUUUUAUGUGUAUCGUUGUCCUGGUUUCGCUCUGCACAACACAUAAUUAGAAAUAAAAAAAA
Molecule: messenger RNA, 1216 nt
Organism: Phytomonas sp. EM1
Lineage: Eukaryota; Euglenozoa; Kinetoplastea; Trypanosomatida; Trypanosomatidae
Source: the annotation of a GenBank genome assembly